Macadamia integrifolia is the source of this 2213-nucleotide messenger RNA. RefSeq lists its product as uncharacterized. Bases 217 to 1965 code for a protein of 582 amino acids. NCBI's taxonomy places the organism in Eukaryota, Viridiplantae, Streptophyta, Magnoliopsida, Proteales, Proteaceae. The record is from RefSeq and is a predicted model, not a curated record. The transcript has 7 exons.
GACACGAACACAUCAAGUAACGGUAACCAGUAUCCACAAAAUAGCCAGUGUUCCUGUUCUUGUUCACAGAGCAAGAAAUCUUUGAGAUGGAGUAUACUGUUACUGAUCCUCUUAGUUGUAAGAACAAGUCAAUCACAUAUUUUGUUGUCUCAAGGAAUCGAUUCGAAGUAUCUUGAAAAAGGGUUUGGGAUUUAUUCAAAAAGCAAAAGAAGCGAGAUGGUUCUGAGGAAACCAAAAGGUCAUCUUUCUCUUGUUAAUGGAGGAGGAUUCCAGAACAGAAAGUGUGUCGCUAAUGGAGUAGGAUCUCAAAGGAAAAGCUCUGAAUCUGUUGAUCACUGGGAUUUUCUGGAAGAAAUUGAAGCACCAAUGUGGGUAGACCUAACGUUAGAGACGAAGUUAAUGGACCAGGAUAUUCAUGAUGCUUGGUUUCAAGUCGCCCACCGGUUCCAUCAGUGCUCAUCCCACAAAUUAAUGUCUGCAUUUUCUCUUUCCGGUGAAGGGAUCGGAAACUCAAACUCAGAGUUGCUUGGGUCUAAUUCUCCCACGUUACCGCCUUCUGUGUCAAAAUCAAGAGGUAAAGAUUAUAGGAGCAGGAAAUGGGGAGAGGGUAAUGAUGGUGUUUCCCUGAACAAGCAGCAUCCUAUUGGGAGUUUAGGCCUGAGAAUGUCACGGAUGGUCAGGGGAUCGGUACAAGAAAUGAAACCCAUAGACAAAUUUGGAAAUCAGAAAGACACUGUCACUAAGAAAAAAAGAGUGAUUCGCGUUAGCAGUAGAACAGCCUCAAUGAGAUCCAAUUCUUCCAAGACAAUGUCAACUUUCAGAGAUGCUAAAAGUAGUUCACUUGUGAAAUCUUGUGUUACAAGUGAGAGUAAUUCAACUAGCACUACAACUGAAAACACUCAGCAACAACUACAGGAUACUUCUGAAAUAUCACAUCAAACCUCUGGUUUGACGACUGGUUUCUUUUGGGCUGAUAGGAUUAGGCUCACAAGGACUGGUGUUUUGAGACGGCCUUCAAGGGUGGAGAUCAAGCACUCAAAUGGCAAUAAAUCCUCUUCAAGCAAGCCCAGUGGUUUACCAAACUUAAACCCUGGAAAACAAUCAACCUCGUCAAGUAAGUCAUCAAGUGUAGGUUCCUCCAUGAACCCUAGAUGUGAUCUCAAGGAGACAACUCUCUCAGCUGUUGUGAACAGCUAUACAACGCCAGAAAGCAGGAAAGCUACCAGCUUCGGUCAAGCUGUCAAGCACCAGAAGCAGAAGGCUUCAAAUGUAUCUAAAACAUCUAGAAUUCAAGAUCCAGGCCUGACAUCUAGUUCUCAAUUGGGACAGAAAGCCCUAGAUAUAAAAUCCACUAACCAAAGUUCAAGGGUUCUAUGUCAAAUUGAGCCUACAAAUGCAUUGCAGCUCGGUAAGAUACGAAAAUCAUCUCAUGUUUACAUGAAAGCUGAAGAGAUGGUGGGAACUCGAAGGUCCAAUAGGGUGGCUGGCAACAGGAAUGUAAAUGCUAGAGGAAGCAUGGUCUUGGGCCAGAUCUCAGGUGGCAAAGAAAAUGCUGCUGGAGGCAUUCAAACCAGGAAAUUAACAAAGCAAAGUGUAAAAGUAAAGAAUGCCAUGGGGUUGUCUGAUAUCAGGGUUCUAUGUCAAACUGAGCCAACAAAUGCAUUGCAGCUCGGUAAGGUACAAGAAUCCUCGCAUGUUUACAUUAAAGCUGAAGAAAUGGCAGGCACCAGAAGGUCCAGCAGGGUGGCUGGUAGCAGGAAUGUGAAUGCAAGAGGAAGCAUGGUCUUGGGUAAGAUCUCCAGUGGCAAAGAAAAUGCUGCUGCAGGCAUUCCAGGUCAGAAACUAAAAAAGCGAAGUAUAGAAGUAAAGAAUGUCACGGGAUUGUCUGAAAUUAAGAGAAAACCCAAAAGUGGUAAUCAAAGUAACGGUCCGGCGGAUGCUGUUCAGAGGAUUUACUUUCGAUAAGAGUGCUGCAGUUCAGCAAAAUUUGUAUAUACAGUGUAAAUAAACUUCUUUCUUUUUCAAUUUUACUCUGGAGAGGAUGACAUGGGGAUAGGUUUAGCUGGCUGUGGCAUGAAUUAUGGAUCAGCUGUCAUUGGCUUGAGUGGCCUCUGAUCAAUAGCCUUUCCUGUUCAGAUAUGUUUUCUUCUUAUAUUGACAACUCUUACACUACUAAUAUUCAUAUAGAGCUUGAAAUAAUCUGAUAUUGGUCA